AUGGAGCUGCUGUUUGCUCUCCUGCUGCUGGUCCAGGUGCCCGGUGCGGGGAGCCAGGACGUGCCCAGCUGCUCCGUGGGGAGCUGCCACCCGGCCACCGGAAACCUGCUGAUCGGGCGGGCCCAGAACCUGAGCGCCACAUCCACCUGUGGGCUGCGCGGGCCCCAGGAGUACUGCAUCGUCAGCCACCUGCAGGACUCGGAGAAAUGCUUCUCCUGCGACUCCCGGUCCCCGUCUCUGCGCAACAGCCACCGCAUCCAGAACGUGGUGUACCUCGGCGGCCGGGACGGCCACACCACCUGGUGGCAGUCGGAGAAUGGCGUGGAGCACGUCAGCAUCCGCCUGGACCUGGAGGCCGAGUUCCACUUCACCCACCUCAUCAUGAAAUUUAAGACCUUCCGCCCGGCGGCCAUGCUGGUCGAGCGCUCGGCGGAUUUCGGCCGCACCUGGAAGGUUUAUCGCUACUUCGCCUACAACUGCUCCCGGCUGUUCCCGGCCGUGGCCGUGCAGGCGUCGGGCCGCGUGGACGAGGUGCUGUGCGAGCAGCGCUACUCUGAGAUCGAGCCCUCCAGCCAUGGCGAGGUGAUUUUCAAGGUCCUGGACCCGUCCAUCCCGGUGGAGGAUCCGUACAGCCCUGCCAUCCAGGAUCUGCUGCGCGUCACCAACCUGCGGGUGAACCUGACCCGGCUGCACACGCUGGGCGACAACCUGCUGGACUCGCGGCGGGAGAUCCAGGAGAAGUAUUACUACGCCCUCUACGAGCUGGUGCUGCGCGGGAGCUGCUUCUGCUACGGCCACGCCUCCGAGUGCGCGCCCGCCCCCGGCGUGCCAGCGGGCGUGGAGGGCAUGAUUCACGGCCGCUGCGUCUGCAAGCACCACACCGCCGGCCUGAACUGCGAGCGGUGCCAGGACUUCUACCAGGACCUGCCCUGGCACCCGGCCGGGGGCACCGACCCGCACGCCUGCCGAGGGUGUAACUGUAACCAGCACUCGCGCCGGUGCCACUUCGACAUGGCCGUGUACCUGGCCACGGGCAACACCAGCGGGGGCGUCUGUGACGACUGUCAGCACAACACCAUGGGCCGCAGCUGCCAGCUCUGCAAACCCUUCUACUACCACAGCCCGCGGGCCGACAUCCGGGCCAGCACCGCCUGCGUCCCCUGUGACUGUGACCCGGUGGGCUCCCUGGACGGCGGGGUGUGCGACAGCCACACGGACGUGGCGCUGGGCAUGAUCGCCGGGCAGUGCCGCUGCAAGGAACACGUCCAGGGCGUGCGCUGCGACAGCUGCAAGGAGGCCUUCUACGGGCUGAGCCACACCGACCCGCAGGGCUGCCAGCCCUGCAGGUGUGACCCUCGGGGCAUCAUCGCGGGCAGCCCCCCCUGUGACCACAUCAGUGGAGACUGCUACUGCAAGCGCUUUGUCAGCGGCCGGUACUGCAGCCAGUGCCUGCCCGAGUUCUGGGGCCUGAGCAACGACAUGGCCGGCUGCCGGCCCUGUGCCUGCGACUUCGGGGGCACCUACAGCAACAGGUGCUCCAUGGAGGACGGGCUGUGCCCCUGCCGGCCCCACCUCAUCGGGCGCCAAUGUGACCAGGUGCAACCCGGCUACUUCUGUGCACCCCUGGACUACUACAGCUACGAGGCGGAGCAUGCCCCAGGCCACGCGCCCACCCACCCCAAGCUGCCGGGAGCGCUGCGCCCCGAGGCCCCCCCGGACUGCCUGGAGCAUUCCAGCGGGCUCCCCAACGGGCGUAAGGGGCGUCUGCGGCGCCAGCGCAGUGCCAUGCGGCUCCUGCAGCAUCAAGCCCUGCCCCGGCGCAGCCGGCAGCCCCAGCACAAGCCCGACGUGGAAGUGGUGUCCCGGGAGCAUGCGGGUCACAUGAUCACAUGGACGGGGCCCGGCUUCGCCCGCGUGCGGGACGGGGCUGGCCUGUCCUUCCACAUCGACAACAUCCCCUACCCUAUGGAGUACGACAUCCUGCUCCGCUACGAGCCCGAGUCCACAGAGGACUGGGAGGCCAUCGUCAGCGUCAGUGCCCAGGCGUUGCCCACGAGCCCUCGCUGUGGGAACGUGCUGCCCUCGGAGCAGAGGUACAAGGAGAGCCUGCCGCACACCGCGAGGUACGCCCUGCUGCCCCGGCCCUUCUGCUUUGAGCCCAGUAACCAGUACGAGAUCGCCAUGCGGCUCCAGCGUGCGGGCGUGGCCCAGCGCCACCUGGCCGCCUUCAUCCUCAUCGACUCGCUGGUUCUUCUGCCGCGAGUGCUGGAGCUGCCGGCUUUCCAUGGCCGCGACCCGGCGGCGGAGCAGCACCGCGAGGAGCUGGAGCGCUACCUGUGCCAGGAGGCGUUCCGCAUGGCGACCAUGCCAGUGCUGGCUGAGAUGUGUGCCCGACUGCUCUGCAGCAUCUCGGCCCUGCUGCACGAUGGGGCCCUGGCCUGCCAGUGCGACCCCCAAGGCUCUACUAGCAGUGUGUGCCAGCCGGUGGGGGGGCAGUGCCCGUGCAAACCCCACGUGAUCGGCCGGCGCUGUGACCAGUGUGCGCCAGGCACCUAUGGAUUUGGGCCCUCCGGCUGCAGCCGCUGUGCCUGCUCCCCCGAGGGCUCGGUCUCCGAGCUCUGCGACCCCGUGAGCGGGCAGUGCCGAUGCCAGCACGGGGCCAUGGGGCGCCGGUGCGACCAGUGCUUGACGGGCCAGUGGGGCUUUCCGGCCUGCCGGCCCUGCCACUGCAACGGGCACUCGGAGGAGUGCGACACCCACACUGGGGCCUGCCAGCAGUGCCGCAACGCCACCACGGGACGCCACUGUGAGAGGUGCUUGGAGGGUUACUAUGGCGACCCGGUGCUGGGCUCCGGGCAGCAGUGCCGGCCCUGCCCAUGCCCUGGGUACCCUGGGACUCGGCAUUACCAUGGCAACUCCUGCCACGCCGACAAGGAGACCAAUCAAAUCGUCUGUCUGUGUGCCCCAGGCUAUACAGGCCCGCGCUGUGACCGCUGCUCCCCCGGCUACUUCGGGGCCCCAGAGCAGGAGGGCGGGGGCUGCCGGCCCUGCCAGUGCAACAACAACAUCGACCCCAGUGACCCCGAGGCCUGCGACCCCCGCAGCGGGCAGUGCCUGCGCUGCCUGUACGACACGGACGGGCCCCGCUGCGCGGAAUGCCGGCCUGGCUACCAUGGCAAUGCCCUGCAACGCAGCUGCCGACGCUGCACCUGUAACCAGCUGGGCACGCUGCCCGCCCACUGCGCCUCCGGCACCUGCUCCUGCGACCGGCUCCUGGGCAGCUGCCCCUGCCGCGCCUACGUGGUGGGCAAGAACUGCGACCAGUGCGCCCCCGGCUUCUGGAGCUUCGGGGGGGAGCGGGGCUGCGAGCCCUGCAGCUGCCACCCGGCCCACUCCCUGCAGCAGAGCUGCAACAUGUUCACAGGGCAGUGCCAUUGCCGGCCAGGCUUCGGGGGCCGCACCUGCGCCGACUGCCAGGAGGAGCACUGGGGCGAGCCAGAGCGGGAGUGCAUGGCCUGUGACUGCGACCCGGCCGGGGCGGAGAGCCUGCAGUGUGAGCGUCUCAGCGGGCACUGUGCCUGCCGGCCCGGCUUCACAGGGCAGCGCUGCGACCGCUGCCUCCGCGGCUUCCACAACAACUUCCCCCGCUGCGACCGCUGCCCGCCCUGCUUCGCCCAAUGGGACCUGGCCCUGGCCCGGCUGCACGGCCGGCUGCGCCAGGUGCAGGAGCAGGCGCGGGCGCUGCAGGAGGGAGGCCCCGGUCCCGAGCUCAGCGACAGCCGCCUGCAGGACCUGGAGAGCAAGCUGAGGCGCACGGAGCGGCUGGUCGGGGACGGCAGCAGCCAGGGCACCCCCCUCCUGCGCCAGCUGGGCCGCCGGCUGGACGACACCAGGGAGGACAUGGACGAGGUCUGGAAGCAGCUGCAGGCCGCGGAGGGGCGCCUGGACGGGCUGGCUGGGGCGGACGCGGAGCAGAGGGGCCGCCUGGCCAACCUGAGCAGGGAGCUGCAGGAGCUGAACCGCGCCCUGUCCCGCCAGCAGGAGCAGCUGGCAAACUGGAAAGAGGCCAGCUUUUGGGAGUCCUACCGGAGCAUCCAGGCCUCCUCGGAGAACUCGAGGCAGGCGGCGCAGCGGGCCGGUGCCUCCGUGCAGGGGCCAGCCAGCCCGGUGGGCCAGGCCCAGCACACACGGCAGGCUGCGGAGGGGCUGCUGCGCAACACCGGCGACACCUUCCGCAGGACCCUGGCAGCGCAGAGGAGGUCGCUGCGGGAGGCCCAGAAACGGGCAGCUGCGCUCAGCGUCUCCGGGCUCAACGAGAGGAUCUGUGGGGCGCAGGGAGAUCAGGGCUGCGAACAAGCCCCCUGUGGAGGGGCCUCCUGCCAGGAUGACUCCGGGCAGCGGCGCUGUGGGGGCCCAGGCUGCAGGGGGGCGCUCCCCGUCUCCACGCAGGCCCUGCGCUCCGCCCAGGAUGUCUCACGCCAGUUGGAAAGCACGGCCGGGCAGCUGGGCACCAUCGCUCUUAAGGUGCAGGAGAUCCAGGAGCUGGCCCGGGGCGCCAGGAGACGAGCCCAGGAGACACUGGAUGGGUCUCAGGUAGCCAGAGGCCACAUGGAGGAGUCCACAGCCAGGCUGCGAGAAUUCAUCCAGAAGAUCAAGGGCUUCCUGGCAGAGGAGGGAGCCGACCCGGAGAGCAUCGAGCUGGUGGCCCGGCAGGUGCUGAACAUCUCCCUGCCCAGCAGCCCCAGCAGGGUCCGGCACCUGCUGCAGGAGAUCCAGGACAGUAUCCGGCAGCUGGACGGGGUGGACGCAGUCCUGAACAGCACGGCCCACGGCCUGGCUGCCGCCAAGGAGCUGCUCACACGGGCAGGGCAGGCCAGGGAGCGAGCAGUGGGCGUGAGGGGGGUGAUCGCGGCCACGCAGGAGGUGCUGGCAGGGGCGAAGGUCCAGGUGUCCGUGGCGGGGCAGGCACUGAGGAGCACCAAGGAGGCGGUCCGGGGCGUGGAGAGCAGCGUGAAGGAGGCCGAACGCAGGCUCCAGGGGCUGCAGGAGAAGGAGGCGCGGGUGCUGAGGCCCCUGCAGGCGCUGGCGAAGCAGGUGGCUGCCCUGCAGGACAAGUCCAGGGCCAACCGGGGGCUGGCCAAGGAGGCCAAGGAGAAAGCUGAGCGAGCCGUGUCAGCCACAGGGACGCUGGGCCAGGCGCUGGCAGCGGUGAGGCAGCGGUACGCGGCGCUGGAGAGCCAGGUGGGUGGGCUGGCCGGGGCCUCGGGCGACGCGCUGCUCCGGGCGACGCGGCUCCUGCAGGACGCCCAGCAGCUCCUGGACAAGGCCAGCGGCAGCCAGAGGAAGCUGGAAGAGCUGGAGCGGCGCUUCGAGGCCGGCGAGGAGGUGCUGGAGUCCAAGGCCACGCAGCUGCAGGCGCUGGAGAGACGGGUCUCUGGGCUGCUGGAGGAGAUCAGGGAGAAGGCCAAUGCCUACGCCACCUGCUAG
Emys orbicularis (European pond turtle) is the source of this 5487-nucleotide messenger RNA. Its product is annotated as laminin subunit beta-2-like. Gene Ontology annotation, biological process: animal organ morphogenesis; tissue development. Lineage: Eukaryota; Metazoa; Chordata; Testudines; Emydidae. The record is from RefSeq and is a predicted model, not a curated record. The transcript is spliced from 34 exons. The coding region runs from base 1 to 5487 and encodes 1828 amino acids.